CGGAGUCGCCCGGCGUGCCAGUCGCUGUCCGCACCAGGCUGCCGGAGCGGGCGCGUCGUCGGAGCUGCAGGUCUCUUCCAGCCCCGUGCUGUCUUCCAAGGCACAGACGAAGGAAAGAUGAAAUCCACCAUUGGCAUUGCUGUCCUUGUGACAGUCUUUCAACUUGCUCAGUGCCAGAACAUACGGGACCUGAAGGCUUGCUUGAGCGGUCAGAACUUGCGCUUGGACUGUCGCUAUGAGAAGAAGACCGAGAACCCCCUGGGUUACCAAUUCCGCAUGAGCAAGGACUCCAGGUCGAUGCGUACGGUGGCCAGCAACCUUGGUAUGCCCGACAGCGUCUUCAAGAACCGCGCCAAUGUCACCAUUUAUGAGAACCUGGUGUGCCUCAACGUCUAUGGGUUCACUGCUGCCGAUGAAGGCAUAUACGAGUGUCAGGUGAAAAUCACCAAUGACUUAACUGGCAUCCAGACCCAGAACAUCACUGUUGUCAAAGACAAGCUCGAAAAAUGUGCCGGAAUCAGCGUUCUGCUGCAGAACACUUCGUGGCUCCUCUUGCUGCUUCUUUCCUUGCCGCUUUUGCAAGCUGUGGAUUUUGUGUCCCUCUGAAGACAGAACCAGAAGCAAGCAGAACGGGGGACGGGGGGCUGAGAUGAAGAGGAAGGAAGAAAGAGCUGAGAAGCACACCGACCGAAACCCACCACCGGAACGUGGCCCUUUUUCUGGGAAAGUCGGCCAAUAGGCAUGCUGGUUUAAAACCUUACCCCAAUUGUAUCUCCAUAUUACCUUUAUAUAUAUCUCUAUAUAGCCGCAUAGCUAACAAAAGUGACUGAUUUGCGCUGACCAUCGGCACUGCACCAUCGCAUACUAGCAACGCAUUGCGGGGGAAGGGGGUGGCGAUCGAGGGGGGGAGAUCCCAUGCAAGCAUGGCAGCGUUUUUCUGUGGCACUGCUGUUUCCAUGCCAACUUCUUGCCUUUUGGGUUGUUUCGCUCCCCCACCUGAGCAAGCUGGUGGAAGAGCCACGCAUACAGGGCUCGGCUUGCCUUGUCCAAUUACGUCUUCCAAAUUAGGUGAGUCGCUAGCCUAGAGAAUCGAAGGAAUGGAGAGGAUUCUCACGAAAUGUGUGUCUUAAGAGGCACGGAGCAAAAUGGGAAGCGUAGAAAGAGGGGGGGCAGACAUUUAGCCCCAGCGGGGGAAAGGGAACAUUUUUAUUUUACAGAUGUGUGGGGAAGGGGCAGGUCAGGCCUUCAUGUGCUUUUGUGUGUGUGUGUGUGUGUAGGUGGGAUGGGGGGGCACUUACCUAGCAUCUUCUGCAUAAGCCUCUGAUUGCAGGAGGCAAGCGAUCAUUUCUACCGGGGAGAGUCAGGGAGGAAAGAAAGCUUUCCAUAGCCUAGGAAACAAAGGGAAUUGAACUAAAGGGACCCUCUCCCAUAGCCAGGAACAGGGAGGACCGAUCUUGGCCCCUUAAACCAUCUGUAGACUUCUGGCACCGGUUGUUCUUUUCAGUGGCUCUCUUUUCAGGCUGCCAGACUUCUUGGGUUAACCCCACCCAAAGCAGUGGCAACCAGGGCUUUUUUUCAGCUGGAAUGUGGUGGAACGGAGUUCCGGAAC
Messenger RNA from Eublepharis macularius, 1609 nucleotides. It is a transcript of the gene THY1, whose product is annotated as Thy-1 cell surface antigen. The transcript is spliced from 4 exons. The coding region runs from base 118 to 606 and encodes 162 amino acids. The record is from RefSeq and is a predicted model, not a curated record. Lineage: Eukaryota; Metazoa; Chordata; Lepidosauria; Squamata; Eublepharidae.